Molecule: messenger RNA, 282 nt
Organism: Diaporthe amygdali
Lineage: Eukaryota; Fungi; Ascomycota; Sordariomycetes; Diaporthales; Diaporthaceae
Exons: 1
Coding region: 1-282 (93 amino acids)
Source: RefSeq, a predicted model, not a curated record
AUGGGCCAUGAGUUGGUGAGCCACCGUCUGGUCGUAGCCGAGUCAGAGCAGAUUUGGCCCUUGGCCCAUGGGCAAAGUCAGCCGAGUGUUGCGAGCUUCGGCAAGGUUCACUUCCAGGUUUCGGAACUUUUGACACACAGUCAGAAUAUCAUCUCGCGUCUUUUGACCCUCACAUUCGGAUGCACCCAGACCCUCACCGACACCGAGCUGGCGCUGGACCUGGACCUGGACCCCCUCGCUUCGCACCCAGAGGUUGACGGCCAUGUCAGAGGAGUCCCUUGA